Diachasma alloeum is the source of this 1323-nucleotide messenger RNA. RefSeq names its product cilia- and flagella-associated protein 251-like. The coding region runs from base 1 to 1323 and encodes 440 amino acids. NCBI's taxonomy places the organism in Eukaryota, Metazoa, Arthropoda, Insecta, Hymenoptera, Braconidae. The transcript has 2 exons. The record is from RefSeq and is a predicted model, not a curated record.
AUGGCGGCGGAUAACAUGGUGGAAGAGGGGAAGGGGAGCGGCAGUUAUAACCUAAGAAGCCUGGAGAACAAGAAAGGGGAAAACGCAGCCGGUAAAGGAGGAGACGCACAGAAAUCAAAAGAGGUGACACCUGGAAGAGCAAGUAGAGGUAGAAAGAAAACGGACCCGAAAGAUAAGAAAGAGAAGAGGAAGGACAGGACACUUUCUGGGGUCAGGCGACUGGAGGACUUCUGGGGAGAGAAGACGGGGGGUGAGGAGAAUUCUCAGUGGGAAAGGCCGGAGGAUGACCCGGAUGUCCCAGAGAAUCCUGAAAGUGACCAAGAGACCCAUGACAACCAGUCAGAGGAACAGGAAAGUGAGGAAGUUGAGGAGGGCUUGGAUGUGGACAGUGUAACAGGAGAAGAGGCAGUGACAAGUGAGGACAAAGGGACGAGUGGAAAUGAGGGGAGGAAGGAGGAAAAAGCAACAGUGGCUCUCCAGCCGACAUGGACCCUCCCGAGAACACCCGUUGGAGGAAAUGCGGGAGAGGCAAUUAGCCCAACACAAAUAAGCAGAAGUGAGAGUAGGCAGGAGGAAGAGAAUGAGGAAAUGGAGGGGAACAGGAGCAGGGAUGGAACACCAACAGGGAGGGAGGAAAUUGGGCUUGACAGGCUGGAGAAGUGGAUGGAAAAGUGGGAGAGAAAACAGAAAGAGGAAUGGGAAGAAAAGAUGGCAGACCUGGAAUACCUGAUCAGGAGAGAAGUAGGGAAAGCGAAAAUACGGUGUGAAAAUUGUGAGAGGAGAAGAGGAGAGUCGGAAGAGGAUCAAUUGACAGAUCAGCUCAGAGACACGCAGGAACGACUGAGAGUGAGUGAAGAUCAGGUGGAGGAGUUAGAGUCAAAAGUGAGGCAGUGGAAAGGGGUGGCAGAGACAUGGAAGAUCAGAGCAGAAGAAGCAAGAGAAGAAUNAGAAGUAGGGAAAGUGAAAAUACGGUGUGAAAAUUGUGAGAGGAGAAGAGGAGAGUCGGAAGAGGAUCAAUUGACAGAUCAGCUCAGAGACACGCAGGAACGACUGAGAGUGAGUGAAGAGCAGGUGGAGGAGUUAGAGUCAAAAGUGAGGCAGUGGAAAGGGGUGGCAGAGACAUGGAAGAUCAGAGCAGAAGAAGCAGGAGAAGAAUUGAAGAAGACAAAAGACGUGACAGAAAACGGAAGGGAUGUCUNAAGCAAGAGAAGAAUUGAAGAAGACAAAAGACGCGACAGAAGACGGAAGGGAUGUCCCGAUAAGUCCAGCAAAUACGGUGAGAACAGUGAGCCCGUCUGGAAGCCUCUCAGGCAGAAGGGGUGA